AUGGUGUGGACAAUAGGAAUGGGUCAAGAUGGAAAAACGAGAAGCGACGGCCAAAAAAUGAUAGCGUUUCGUAUUCAACAACAAAUGUCUCAAAACAAAUACGCCCCGGCCGCUGGAGUCGAUGGGAUGGGCUUGGCCCCUUUUCCACGAGUCAUUGAGGGGUUUAGCGCAAGGCAAAGACGAAUGGCCGUAUCCAGCAUCCUUGCCGUUGUCCAGACAGAGUCACAGCACAACGUGCAGCUGAAAAGCUGGCUCCAGAUCCAAUCAAAACCCCUCGGAAUCCAGGCGUUGGGACGGGCAAUCUCCCAGGCCGUUCCGGAGCAAGGACGGUGGACGCUGGACACUUGA
This is a messenger RNA of Paracoccidioides brasiliensis Pb18, 348 nucleotides long. RefSeq lists its product as uncharacterized. Bases 1 to 348 code for a protein of 115 amino acids. The record is from RefSeq and is a predicted model, not a curated record. The transcript has a single exon.